Messenger RNA from Parasteatoda tepidariorum (common house spider), 2688 nucleotides. RefSeq lists its product as uncharacterized. NCBI's taxonomy places the organism in Eukaryota, Metazoa, Arthropoda, Arachnida, Araneae, Theridiidae. Gene Ontology annotation, cellular component: membrane. The record is from RefSeq and is a predicted model, not a curated record.
GUUAACCGUGUACAUGUCAAUAAAUUCCUGAAAUUCCUAGGAGUGGUAUGAGUUGACGGGCAGUGUUGUUUUCAUAUUUACUUGUUUGUAUAUUCUUUGAUGGAUUAUUAAUAUAAAAUACAACUGCAAGAUUUAGCAUUGACGUUUCUAUUUUAAAGAUAGAAUAUAUUUUACAUGCUACAAAAUUUGAUCUGUCUUGCUUCCUAUGUUUGAUAUAAAGAUGAAUGAUAUGACUCUAUGCGAGUAAAAUUAGAUGUUCUACUGAGACAAAUUGAAACAUUGAAUUUCACUGUGGACUAAAUCAGAUUUUGUAUUAUGCAAGAUGCGGACUUUUCAGCAGUUUAGGUGCUAUGGCUCAAGAGUUCCUCCCACUCUGCGAUGUUCUAUUUAACAUCAUCUCUCUUGCUUCUUACUUUUGUGAUAUAGUAUUUGAUGUUGUCUCAAUCUAUACUCUCUAUGCCUCCGACCAGGUUACCUGGUUUAGCCUUUCUUUGUGCUGUGUUAUGUUUUCAUUAUUUAUUAGUCAAAUAUUAUCCUUUAAAUGGUAUUUCCAUCGAAAGAGUGGCAAGAAUUUUAAAUUUUCAGUUAUAGCAGCUAUCCAUUUAGUGCAAUUUGGAGUUUUAUGGAGAUAUUUUAAGCUUUUUCUUCCUGUUAACCUUGGUGUGGUAAAGAAUGAAGUACGGGAUUUAUGCAUGUUGAGGCUCAUCCACGCAUUUUGUGAAGCCGCGCCUAUGCUACUCAUCCAGCUUUAUCUGAUAUGGCUGAAACCAUCCUCAUCCGAAGUGACAGAUUUAAAUCUAGUGUCAACUUUUCUGUCACUGUUUAGUGUAUGCUGGGCCUUAGCAUCAUUCAGCAAAAAUGUUCGGAGGCGCAAUAUACAUAAACUUGUUCUAACUUGGCUUGGGGUUAUAUUUCAAUUUUUUUGGAGGCUUGGUACUGUGACAUCACGUGUGGUAGUGCUAACUGUUUAUGCUACAGUUUACCACUAUUGGGUGUUUUUAGUGAUUAUAUUACAUUGGUUAACCAUGUUUUUAUGGUUAAUAUCUCCAAAAAAUGUUUUUCAUGGUGAAGCUAUCUCUAAAAAGAAAAAGUCUGUGUAUUCAAUGUUGAUUGCAUUUGUAUAUAUAUUUUGUUACAUAAAUUUACAAGAGAUUAAUUCCCGCCAAAAGAUGUUUGCAUUUUAUCUGAUUAUGUUUUUAGAAAACUCAUUGUUAAUGGCUGUGUUUCUGUUUCUUAAAGGACAAGUUGUGUGGUAUCAUAAGAUAUCGAUUAUAUUUGCUUGGGGUGGUUUUUCAUUGGGCAUCGUAUUCAUGAUAUUGUAUUACCGUUUUUUUCACAUUCAACACCUGAAACAUAGCUUGGCAUCUCAUACUGAUCUAGAAUCUCACUGUACUAAUUGUGCAUCAAGUAACUGUGAUAAUCACAAUGGCAAGCCAGCGCUUAGUGAUAGUGAUGCUUUAACAUCUGAUGGGAAGUCCAUGCCUGAUACUCCUUUAUCAAAAUCUUAUAAUUCUACUGUUUUUCAGCCAUCUAAUGGUCAUUUCCAGAAUGGAAUGGUAACAGGCAUACCUGGUGUUUUCAAUUGUCGUCUCAAUCCUGCCUUUAAGAGAAAGAAAAAGAAACCGUCCAGUUUUGUGCCUCCUCCUGCUCCUGUUUCAGCCUUGAACAACAACAGCAAGACUAUUAAUCCUUUUUGGAAAAGAUUGCCACAUAAAUCUUGCAGUAGCGACCACGAGAGUAGUGUUGGUUCUCGUGUCAACAUUCAGCAGAAGCUACAGGAGAAAAAGAAACAGCAACUGCAGGAAUUAAAGGAAAUAGAGGAAGAAAUUAAACAAGGAAAGUUGAAACGACCCCAUCCCAUGGAAAUCGGAGAUCAAGAUACUCUUCACCAACCAAUACCCCAUUCAAAAAAGCAACCAUGGGUUCGUCCUGAAUCACCCGUUGCACGUUUGCCAUUAUAUCAUUCAUUAAUAGGACCCCAUAUUUUUAGUGGCAUUCGACCUAAAUCAAAGCAAAGGUCACAAACACCUGAAAUAUUGUUAGUUCCAGAAACUCUGGAUUGCUCAAUGAUGUACUGUGAUUAUCAGGAAUCUCGAAAUACUUAUUUAGCUUCUCCGCCUCAUGUUGUCUAUCCAAGAAUAUCCGAUGUCUCGAGCAAUAGUAAUUUAUCGGCUGCAUCUAAAACUAAAAUAUACCCCCGUUCUCGAAAUCAAAAUACUGUACGUGAUACUCCGUCCUGCCGUUGCCCGCCUCCAGAUACUGCAAUGGGCAUGGCAUAUAAAUCUCAUAAUAUACCCUCUGACCUUGAUAGUCAGAUAUCUCUGCCACGUUCUUAUACUCUUCCAAGAGAAUUCAGGUACUAUAGGAGACCUAGACCUCGAAAACCAGUACGUAAUGAACAUUUUGUGCCGUCUAAUAAUUCGAGCGAUGGUGAUGUAGAUUCUGCGGAUGACAAUGAAACUUAUGUGCCUUUUCCAAACAACCGAGUGGGAGCCCCUAUUCGCUUAAGACCUUAUCAACCACCUUAUAGAGCUUGUGUUGCUGGACAACUUCAUGAAACAAAGUUGUAAAUCAAAAUUGUAUUUUUUUGUAAUAUAGAAGAGCUUUAUUUUUUUAUUACAGUAUUUAAGUUUGUAUAUAUGUAUACAUUUUUAUAUGAAACAAUUUUUGGCACGUUUUAGUGCGACA